This is a messenger RNA of Harmonia axyridis, 4455 nucleotides long. RefSeq names its product probable multidrug resistance-associated protein lethal(2)03659. Gene Ontology annotation, molecular function: ATP binding; ATP hydrolysis activity; ABC-type transporter activity. Gene Ontology annotation, cellular component: membrane. NCBI's taxonomy places the organism in Eukaryota, Metazoa, Arthropoda, Insecta, Coleoptera, Coccinellidae. The transcript is spliced from 10 exons. Bases 175 to 4137 code for a protein of 1320 amino acids. The record is from RefSeq and is a predicted model, not a curated record. Gene Ontology annotation, biological process: transmembrane transport.
GUCAUUUGAUUGAGUUUCACAACGUGCUCAACGCUUGUAGAGUGAACAUCCUCUAUUUUUAUUUAUUUCGCGAAAACCGAGUUGUGCUAAAUAUAUUUUAUUUAUUGGUAGCUGAGAAAUACGCUCCAGAGUUUAUUGUGGGAAUUCCGGAGAGGUAUAUAUUUUUGAUGAGGAAUGGAAAACACUCAAAAUAAAAAUUAUCUGAAAAGAAAAAUUCAUCCACGAGAAGAAGCAAGUGCAUUAUCGAAGUUAUUCUUUAGUUGGUCCUUCCCAAUCUUCUACAAGGGAAUCAAAAAGCAGCUAAAAGAAGAUGAUCUUUACGAACCACUGAAAGAUCACGAAUCAACAGUACUUGGCAAUCGUCUAGAAGAAGCAUGGCACGAAGAAGAAGACGAAUACAGAAAUCCAUCUCUAUGGAGAGCUUUAUGGAAAGUAUUCGGUAAUGAACUACUCGGUUAUGGUAUUAUACUCUUCUUUUACGAAGUUCUCAUGAAACUAGCGCAACCUUUGGCCUUAGGGAAGCUCAUGAGCUACUACAUACCAAACCAAACCACCACCACAAGAGAAGAAGCCCACAUGUAUGCAGGUGUCAUCCUGGUAGUGGCCUUCGUGCAAGUUCUAGCAGGACACGGCUAUAUCUUCGGCUUGCAGCAUUUAGGGAUGAAAAUGAGGGUAGCUUGCUGUUCCAUGAUCUACAGGAAGGCUCUCAGACUCAGCAAGACGUCUCUGGUGCAAACCACCAUAGGACAAAUGGUGAAUCUUCUAUCCAAUGACGUGAAUAGGUUUGAUAACGCAGUUAUGUAUAUUCAUAACUUAUGGUCGUCGCCACUUGAAACGAUUAUAAUAACUUAUUUAUUAUAUGUGCUACUUGGACCUUCUGCAAUCAUUGGAAUUGCUUUCUUACUAAUCUUCAUUCCUCUUCAGAUGUACAUGGGAAAAAUUUCCUCAAUAUGUAGACUUAAAACUGCUUCCAGAACCGAUGAGAGAGUGCGUCUCAUGAGCGAAAUCAUCAAUGGCAUCCAAGUUAUCAAGAUGUAUGCUUGGGAGAAAUCCUUUGUCAAGCUUGUCGAGAUGGCUAGAAGUUCCGAAAUCCACCACAUCAGAAACGCCUCCUACCUCAAGGCCCUCCAAAUGUCCUUCAACAUGUUCAUCAACAGGACCGCCAUAUUCCUCUGCGUAUUGGGCCACGUCCUGUCAGGCUACUCCCCAACAGCAGAAUACGUUUUCGUCAUAACCUCCUUUUACGGCAUACUGAAACAAGCAGUCACCACCUGGUUCCCACUAGGAGUUACGGCCAUAGCAGAAGCCAACGUCUCCAUCGAGAGAAUCCAAACCUUCUUGAAAUACGACGAGAUGUACCUCACCGACGAUUACAGGAUGAGGAAGAAGAAAUCGAAGAGUAGGAAGAAGAAGAGCGACGGCAAGCCUAAGAAGAAGUGGAUAUCCGCCGAUGAGGAGCCUAUGAAAGACAACGGUGUCUACUUGGAGAAGGCUUGUGCCAAAUGGACCUACAGCGCUGCUGAGAACACUUUGAACGACAUCGAUCUGAGCAUAACAUCCAACCAGCUGGUGGCGGUGGUUGGACCAGUUGGUAGCGGAAAAACCAGCCUCGUUCAUAUGAUCCUCAAGGAACUUCCUAUCAUUUCCGGAAAGCUGGAUAUAGUCGGCAGUAUAUCUUACGCUUCGCAAGAACCAUGGUUGUUUUCGGGAAGCAUCCAACAGAAUAUUCUGUUCGGAGAUGUUUACGAGCCUAUCAAGUAUCAAGAAGUCAUCAAAGUUUGCGCUUUGGAAAGGGACUUUAGCCUUUUCCCGUACGGCGAUAAGAGCAUAGUAGGAGAUCGUGGAGUCACCCUCAGUGGAGGCCAAAGAGCCAGGAUCAACCUAGCAAGAGCCAUCUACAAAGACGCGGACAUCUACAUUUUCGACGACCCUCUUUCAGCAGUAGACACCCACGUAGGCAAGCAGCUGUUCGAGAACUGCAUCUGCGGCUACCUCAAGUACAAAGCCAGAAUACUGGUAACCCACCAAAUCCAAUACCUGGCCAACGUAGACAAGAUCUUCCUCAUGGAAAACGGCAGGGUAGAAGCUGAAGGCACCUUCCAAGACAUCCUCAACAGCGGAAAAGAAUUCGCCGAGCUUUUCAAAGCUGAGAUACCUAUCGAAGACGACGAUGAGGAAGAGGAGAAGUUCAUCAAGAAGAGGAAGAAGAAGUUCAGCGUCAUGGAGGACCAGGACGAUAUCCAGGACGAACCUAUGGUUGAGAGUGAGGGUAUUAAGAAAGGAUCGAUUUCUGGAAGGGUUUACAAGACGUAUCUGAAGGCUGGAAGCAGUUACUUGAUGGAAUCGAUUCUGAUUGUGUUCUUCGUGCUGUCCCAGUUGAGUGCCAGUGGUGCUGAUUACUUUAUCACUUAUUGGGUGAAUCUUGAGCAAACGAAGAAAGAACAAGAAACCAUGAACAUAUUUCUAGACGAAGCUCUCUAUAACUCCACCCUUACAACAUCCAGAGGAAUAUUCAACAUCGAAUUCACAAGACAGAACUGCGUGAUAAUAUAUUCGACACUGAUAGUGUCUAUAAUAUUGGUGACGAUAACAAGAUCUCUCACCUUCUUCAAAAUCUGCAUGAAAGCGUCCAAAACUCUCCACAAUAACAUGUUUUCCAAAAUUGUCAACGCUACUAUGCACUUCUUCAAUGCCAAUUCAGCCGGAAGGGUUCUGAAUAGGUUUUCGAAGGAUAUGGGAGCUAUUGAUGAGUUGUUACCAGCAGCCAUAAUCGAUACUAUCCAGGUGGGGAUAGGAGUAAUGGCGACUACUGUGGUGAUAGCUACUGUGAACCCUUGGAUCUUAAUACCUACGUUCGUCAUUUUGGGUUGGUUCUAUUUGUUCCGGUACAUUUAUUUAUGCAGCAGCAGAAACAUCAAGAGGAUGGAGGGGACAACAAGAAGCCCUGUUUUCGCCCAUUUGUCUGCCACUCUUCAAGGCUUGACAACGAUCAGAGCUUUCGGAGCUCAAACUAUUCUUACAACCGAAUUCGACAAUCACCAGAACUUGCACAGUUCCGCAUAUUACAUGUUUCUGGGAUGCAGCAGAAGCUUUGGUUUCUGGCUAGAUCUCAAAUGUGUUAUUUACGUCGGCUUUGUAACUGUCAGCGUUCUGUUCGUUGGCUCAGAAACAUACGGUGGCAACGUGGGUCUGGCAAUAACACAAGCCAUAGGACUAACCGGAAUGUUCCAGUGGGGUAUGAGACAGUGGUCCGAGUUGGAAAACCAGAUGACCUCGGUGGAAAGAGUUGUGGAAUACACGGAAGUGGAAAAAGAGCCUACUUCUGACAAGUCCGAUCCUCCGGAAGUAUGGCCACAAAAUGGGGAAAUAGAGUUCCAGAAGGUCUUCCUGAAAUAUUCGCCCAGCGCACCUUACGUCUUGAAAAACCUGAACUUGAAGGUGAAACCGAUGGAGAAGGUCGGCAUAGUUGGUAGGACUGGCGCUGGCAAGUCUUCCCUCAUCUCGGCGCUGUUUUUGCUGAGCGACAUCGAAGGCCAAAUCUUGAUAGACGGGAUAGACACGAAGAAGAUAACCUUGGAAAGCAUGCGUUCCAAAAUAUCGAUCAUACCGCAAGAACCUGUACUAUUUUCUGGAACAUUGAGGAAGAACCUGGAUCCUUUCGAAGAUUACGACGAUGAGAAACUUUGGGACGCCCUGGACAACGUGGAACUGAAGAAGGUGAUCGCGGAGUAUCCGUCUGGAUUGAACACUUUAAUAUCGGAGGGCGGGUCCAACUUCAGCGUUGGUCAGAGGCAACUGGUUUGUCUGGCAAGAGCGAUAGUGAGGAAUAACAAGAUUUUGGUACUGGAUGAGGCGACUGCCAACGUUGAUCCUAAAACUGACGCUCUUAUCCAGACAGCUAUUAGGAAGAACUUUGCGAAGUGCACUGUUUUGACUAUUGCGCAUCGUCUACAUACCAUCAUGGAUUCCGACAAGGUGAUAGUGAUGAAUGCUGGGAGUGUAGCUGAAUUCGGCCAUCCGUACGAGUUGCUGCAGAAUUCUAGAGGGAUUUUCCACAGUUUGGUGAAAGAAACUGGAAAAGUUAUGUCGGACAACUUGCAUGGCAUCGCACAAGAUAAUUAUGAAGGUCGAGUUUGAAAGAGAAAAAUCAGCGGAAUUAUCACUGCCGAUUAGUAUUUUGAGGAUUCUUCCAGAUAACUUUCAUUGGAUGAUGAUGAAAGAAUUUCAUGUAACUCUCUUUGAGUCAUUAGAAAUAGAUGAAAUUCAUCUAUGAACUAAGUUUAGGCGAUGUCCUUACAAUAAAUAGCUUUAAAUUUGAUACUUGAUAGUUUUAAGUGAUUAUGGUGUUUCUCGAGAACACAUGCAUUUCGAUAAGACUGUAAGUAAAUAUAAUUAUAAAUACUUCAUAACUCACAUAUAUGUAUUAUACCUAUUCUCAUUAAAUUAUUCUUCAAU